AGUGUAUGGUGAAAUAGCCCAGGAAAUAAAGGCUCAAUACCCAGCGAUGACCACUUUGACUGCAGAUCAAGUUCGUGCUAAAUUUAAGAAGCUGAAGGCAUACUUUCUGCGAGAGCACAAAAAGAUACAGUCAGCACCAAGUGGCUCAGCAGGCAAGACACCUACAGAAUGGGAAUAUUACGACUGCCUUGCAUUCCUAGGUCCAAGUGAGGAGCUCACAACAGAGGCAAGCUGGUCGGGACCAACACACAAGGAACCUUCAUUACUCAUGCCAGAAUUUCCACCUGAAGAGUCAUCCAUCUAUUUAGUUGAAGAAGCCAGUAUAUGUGAGGAACUUGAGGAAACUGGUUUUGAAACAGACCAGGUCAAUCAUUCCACUGAACAAGCCAAACAGGUGACUGCAAAUGAUCUUGCUGAUGCCUUGAGGACAUUCAGUAAGGAACACAACCCUGAGUCACUUACAAGUUCAGCUUCAUCACCCCUUCUGACGACUCCAUCAUCAUCUAGUCCAGUUUUGUCAGAAGCUGAAGGCCAGCCUAGGCGUUUGUUUUCGAAUGCCAUGAAGAGGAAACGAGCCAAGGCAUAUGACUCAGCACUAGAAGUUGCAUUACAAAUGAGUGCACAAGAAUCACCGAGCCCUUCAUUCUCCAAGUGUGCUGGGUCAAUGAUUGAAAAUAUCAUAAAUCUAGUUCCAUCACACAUGCAGUAUGAACUUAGUUUUACUAUUUUGAAUAGUGCUCAAAAGGCAUAUGAGGAUUUUGUACAAAAAAAAUUUUUUUUAAUAACAGAACACUUUUUAGCAUUUGUACAUUUAUAACAUUUUCUGUCAUUAUUGCAUUCAGCUGAUAUUUUUGGUUAAGUAAAAUAAGUUCAUAAGGUUGUCUCUUUAUUUCCUUGCCUCUUAUAAUGUAAUGCACUUGAAAAGUGUGCAUAAACUCUCUCCACCUCCUGCCACCCUCUACCGAACUGACACACACAUUAGAAACAGGGGAAGUACCGGUGGAGUGGAAAAGAGCUGAAGUGGUGCCCAUUUAUAAGG
Messenger RNA from Portunus trituberculatus (swimming crab), 1039 nucleotides. RefSeq lists its product as uncharacterized. NCBI's taxonomy places the organism in Eukaryota, Metazoa, Arthropoda, Malacostraca, Decapoda, Portunidae. The transcript is spliced from 3 exons. The record is from RefSeq and is a predicted model, not a curated record. The coding region runs from base 47 to 817 and encodes 256 amino acids.